CCCCAUAGCAACUAAGCUGCAGUUUCCAAAGUAUGUCAGCAUCUUCUUCUCUUUCCCCUUAGCCCACUCCUCCACUAGGGUUCUCCGCCACCCCCACCCCCCUCUUGAACCUGACCCCCCAACCACUCAAAUCUCUUAAAAGUCAUAGAUCUAUCAUGUAUUUAAACCUCACCCAAGAACUCAUAAAUAUACUUUCCCCCUUAAUUAACACUAGUUGACUCAUGUCAUGUGCAAUAACAUUUUCUUGAUUUUUUUUUUUUUUUUCACUUCCCAAUAUGAACCAAAAUCAUAGUCGCUUAAUUUCUACUAGAUCUUUACACAUCAUUUUCUUCUUCAAUCUUUAGCAUCCCCACCUUAAAAAUCUUGUCUUUUUUUGUAUUUUCAUCAUUGGCAAAAUUAUUUGAUUAUGCUAUAUAGGUAUAAUGAUGAAGAGGACAAUGCGACCAUUGUUCAGUGUAUUACUGUUAAUAGCUGUGGCAGCUACACUUGCUGUUAGAGUUACACUUCGUUACAGCUCUAUUGAGCUAAAAAAUGAAUACCCUUUUGCUAAAAAACCAGUAUUAAAUGAGACAUUAUUGAAAUAUGCAUCUAUUGAUAUUGGUGAACCCCAGUUGAAAAAAGAUGUUGAGGAGUUAUUAGAAGGUAAUUUUAGAUCAGGCCAUAACAGGCAUAGAUCAUUUUUAUCUUCUGGAAAAUAUAGAAUAGAUAUAAGGCCAAGAACAGCUAGAGGUAUACCUGUACAACUCCGGUCACCGGAGUUUUAUCGCCUUUGGCAGAGUUUUAGAAGGCAUUUACAAGAUUGGUAUAGAAAUAGGAAGGUUUAUAAGGAUGUUAUGGUGGAUUUGGUGAAUACAAUGGGAUUAAAGAAGAGAUAUAAAUCAUGUGCUGUUGUAGGAAAUAGUGGGAUUUUAUUAAAGAGCGUUUAUGGUGAGUUAAUUGAUAGUCAUGAAGCUGUAAUUCGAUUGAAUAAUGCGAGAACUGGAGGUUUUGAACAUAGAGUAGGUUCAAAAACUACUCUUUCAUUUGUGAAUAGUAACAUUUUGCAUCUUUGUGCCAGGAGGGAAGGUUGUUUUUGUCAUUCAUAUGGAGUGAAUGUGGGGUUAGUUAUGUAUAUAUGUCAGCCUGUGCAUUUCUUGGAUUACAUGGUGUGUAAUUCAUCGCACAAAGCACCGUUAAUUGUAACUGAUUCGCGCUUUGAUAUGUUGUGUGCUAAGGUUGUGAAGUAUUAUUCGUUAAAACGAUUCGUGGAGGGAACCGGGAAGAGUCUUCAAGAAUGGGGUCCUGCUCAUGAUGGAGCUAAUUUCCAUUAUUCUUCUGGUUUUCAAGCUGUGAUGCUUGCUUUAGGUGUUUGUGAAAAAGUUAGUGUUUUUGGAUUCGGGAAAUCCACUUCAGCUAAGCAUCAUUAUCAUACAAAUCAGAGGGCUGAGCUGAAGUUACAUGAUUACGAUGCUGAGUAUGAUUUGUACCGCGAUUUGGUGGAGAGACCACAGGAUUUUCGAAAAACUUACUUGGCACACAAAUAAAAGCGGACUUAGCUUCAAUAUUAACAGUCCAACAAUGACAGAGUUGUGUACUCUCGUUAUUCAUUUUUGCUGGAAGAGUAAUGUGAAGGUUUAUUCCAACCAAUUGAUUAAUUAUUUAUGUAAUCAGCAUUGAAAUAUAUCAAUAGCACGGUUUUAGAUCCAUGUGCUGCAAAGCUCACAUAGAGAUAGGGGCAAGAUUCAGCAAUGAUUGAUUAAAGCAUUCAUGGAGACUAAUCAUGUAUUGCUGGAUUUUUCUUGCGAAGGUAAGUAAAAGUUUUAUUACUGCAGAGGUUAGAUCAGCUUUAAGAUAGUAGAAGAUCUUUUCGAAAAGUUGUAUUCCAUGUACCGAAAAGCUUUGAGCUGAUAAGCUAAUAAAAUCUAUCAUUUACUCUUCUCUGUAUAACCAUAUAAUGCUGUUUUUGGAUACCAUCUACCUAUGUUUGGAUGUGUAUUGCUCUCUCGGAGGUUGCCUAUUUGUCUCUGUUGGCUGUUAACUAUGUCUUUUGUACUGAGUAGGUGUUUUACAUUUUGAUGGGAAUUGUCUAUUCUCUGUUUUGUUAAUUGUAUAUGGAAUGUGACCACAAUAAGAUUGCUU
This is a messenger RNA of Lycium ferocissimum, 2118 nucleotides long. RefSeq names its product beta-1,6-galactosyltransferase GALT29A. Bases 423 to 1523 code for a protein of 366 amino acids. The record is from RefSeq and is a predicted model, not a curated record. Gene Ontology annotation, molecular function: sialyltransferase activity. Lineage: Eukaryota; Viridiplantae; Streptophyta; Magnoliopsida; Solanales; Solanaceae. The transcript has 2 exons.